UUGCCUGUAAAUAACGACAAUAUAUUCAAUUUGAAAAUAGUUUGGUAAGAUUGAAAGAUAAUUUUGAAUAAAAUUGUGACCAAACAAUCAGCUAAACAAUCUGAACUUUAGUUUUGGUGAAAAUUUAAGUUGUUCAUUUCAUAGUGGAGAACAUUGUUUUUCAGUUUGUGAUUUUCAUCGCUCUCUCAUCAAUUCAAAUUUGUUAUUAACAAUUAAUCUGACAAGAUGGGUUUAAUGCAAUCAAAAAAUCAACAAUCAGGGUUGAAUAGAUGCGCAUGUAUUUGUAAUACAGUCGAUCAUUAUAAGAUUUGUGUAACUCAACCAGUUUCAUCAUCUCCAACUCCAUAUCGAACCACAGUUUUCUCUGGCAAUCCAUAUUAUUCAAAAGUUAACCAACAAGUUACCGGUAAACGUUGGUUUUCACUUGACUCUACCAAAAUGUCGAAUAGGCAAUUAUCUGGAUCAGACCUUCUUAAGGAUAAUCGUCAAAAUAAGGAUUUAUCAUUUACCAUGAGGGAACGUGAUCAAUACAAAAUUCGUGGUCUUUUGCCAGCAGCAAUUAGAGGUCAAAAAUUAGAGGCUGAAGCCGCAAUGGCGUAUUUAAACUCAUUGGAAAGCAAUUUGACCAAAUACAUGUUUCUCCGGGAAUUACAGGAUCGAAAUGAAAGAUUAUUCUAUCGCGUUCUAUGUGAAAAUACUGAACAGCUUAUGCCUCUGGUUUAUACUCCGGUCGUGGGUGAAGCCUGUAUUAAUUAUAGCCGUAUUUUUCAACGAGCUCGAGGAAUGUACAUCACUGUUCAUGAUUCUGGUCAAAUAUCAAAUAUACUUGCCAAUUGGCCUGAAAAAGAUGUCAAGGCGAUCGUAGUAACUGAUGGCGAAAGAAUUUUAGGUCUUGGUGAUCUUGGGGCCAAUGGAAUGGGUAUUCCUGUUGGUAAAUUAUCUCUUUAUACCGCUCUUGCUGGUAUUCCUCCAAACUUAACACUUCCAGUUACCCUUGACACUGGAACAGAUAACCAAGAAUUAUUGAAUAAUCCAUUUUAUAUUGGUCUGAAACAAAGACGAGUCCGUGGUCCACAGUAUGAUGAUCUCAUUGAUGAAUUUAUGGAGGCUGUUAUCAAACGUUGGGGAAGAUCUUGUUUGAUACAAUUUGAAGAUUUUGGUAAUCGAAAUGCUUUCCGAUUGUUAGAGAAAUAUAGAGACAACUAUUGUACCUUCAACGAUGAUAUUCAAGGAACAGCAUCAGUUUGUGUUGCGGGAAUUUUGGCCAGUUGUCGUAUUACCGGGAUGAGAAUAAGUCAGCAGAAGUUUCUCUUUUUCGGAGCCGGUGAAGCAGCUUUAGGAAUUGCCAAUUUAUUAGUAAUGGCUAUGGAAAAAGAAGGUGUCCCCAAUGAAGAGGCUAGAGAUCGAAUCUGGCUUAUGGAUUCGAGAGGUCUUGUUGUUGAAAAUCGUGAAGGAGGACUUGAUAAUGAGAAAAUAAAGUUUGCCAAAAAAGCUGAGCCUAUGAAAAAUUUAGAAGCAAUUGUUGAUUUGGUUAAACCAACAGCAUUGAUUGGUGUUGCUGCACAACCUAAAGCCUUCAAUGAAAAAAUAUUGAAAAAGAUGGGCGCUCUCAGUGAUAGACCAUUGAUAUUUCCAUUAAGUAAUCCAACUAGUAAAGCUGAAUGCACAGCAGAUGAAGCUUAUCAUGCCACCGAAGGCCGAUGUGUUUUUGCUAGUGGAAGUCCAUUCGAUGCUGUUGAAAUAAACGGUAAAACCUUUCAUCCUGGUCAGGGUAAUAAUGCCUACAUUUUCCCUGGAAUAUCAUUAGCAGCCAUUGCUUGCGGUGUUCAUACCAUUCCUGAUGAAUCUUUUCUCAUUGCCUCCAAAGCCUUGGCUGACCAAGUAACUGAUGAAGAUUUGGCCCAAGGAAGAGUUUACCCACCAUUAUCUGAUAUCCGUGAAGUUUCGUUGAAAUUAGCUGCUAAAGUAGCCCAAUAUUUUUACGUUGAAUCAUUAGCAACAGUUCGACCUGAACCAACGGAUAAAUUACUCUUCAUGAAAACACUGCAAUAUGAUUAUUCUUAUGUUUAAAUAAGUAUAACAUCGAUGAAAACUAGUCUUAUUAGCUUGUGGUUUUGUUUUUGAUUGAAAUUUGAUUAGUUUUAUCAUACAAUAGGCUUCUUUGUUUUUUUUACACUAACAAAUGUUAAUUGUUGUUGGUUUGUCAAAAGAUCGAUUGUUGCUGUCACAGAUGAUACUUAUCCUAAUGUUGAAUAAUGUUGCGAUUUUAACCUGUUGAACGCUGAGCACCUCCAAAUAAUUUUUCAAGUUACCAAAUAUUAAUUGUUAUCUUUUAAAAAAAUUGAUAUCCAACAAGUAUCAGCACCAGAUAAUCUACUUUUCAUUGUUAUUGUCAUCUUCUUAUUGUGAUAAUGUAAGAUCAUGAAAACAAGACGAACUUCAACAAUCAACUGUUUUUGUGGAAAGACAUGAUUAACCAAGGACACUUGUUCAUUUUGUUAUUCAUUUAAUCUCUAAAUUAUGUACUUAAUUUACCUUGUUGACUUUGAAAAAAAUGAACCAAAAAUAUCUAACGCAAUAUUAUAAAAAAUUUACAAUUUAAAUCGUGGCGAAUCAAAUCCAAUUAAGAUUUUACUUCUUGCCUUGAUCGUCACUUUUUGAGGCUUUACUGUUUCUACAAUGAUUUUAAUUAUCACAAUGAUAAUGCACAUUGUACUUUAUUGAAGUCUAUCUACUAUUCCGUUAAGGGUCUCAAUUAUUUGAUUUUUGGUCUAAAAUCAAAAAUUAAAAUCAAAAUUAAAUCUAAUUUAAGAAUA
Messenger RNA from Tetranychus urticae (two-spotted spider mite), 2816 nucleotides. Its product is annotated as NADP-dependent malic enzyme. Gene Ontology annotation, molecular function: malate dehydrogenase (decarboxylating) (NADP+) activity; NAD binding. Gene Ontology annotation, biological process: pyruvate metabolic process; malate metabolic process. The record is from RefSeq and is a predicted model, not a curated record. Gene Ontology annotation, cellular component: mitochondrion. NCBI's taxonomy places the organism in Eukaryota, Metazoa, Arthropoda, Arachnida, Trombidiformes, Tetranychidae.